This is a messenger RNA of Drepanopeziza brunnea f. sp. 'multigermtubi' MB_m1, 1344 nucleotides long. Lineage: Eukaryota; Fungi; Ascomycota; Leotiomycetes; Helotiales; Drepanopezizaceae. The record is from RefSeq and is a predicted model, not a curated record.
AUGUUCUCGAGAUUCCUCACGGGCCUUGCGCUGAUGAUCAGCCUAUCUAUCAGUGCCGUCCAUGCAGCAGUACCACAGAUUUCUACCAGCGGAACCAAGUUCUUCUACAGCAAUGGGACCCAGUACUACAUGAAGGGCACGCCAAUUCCAACUUUCAAUCUUCACUGCGAACCUUUUUUGCUAAUCGUUGCCCAGGACGAUCCGCUGAUCGAUACCGAGCAAUGCCAACGCGACGCAUCCCUAAUGGCCACCCUCGGCGCAAACGCAAUUCGUGUUUACCACGUCGAUCCCGCUGGAGACCACUCGGGCUGCAUGUCUGCGUUCGCAGAUGCUGGGAUCUAUCUGUUGGUUGACUUAGAUACAUUCACGACCGACAUCGAUCCUACCUACGCAUCAUGGAACCAAUCGCAAUUCAACGCAUUCGCCGCCGUCAUGGACGCAUUCCACACAUACGAUAACACGCUCGGUUUCUUCAUCGGCAACGAAGUCAUUGCCCUCAAUAACCAAUCUCUUGCCGCCCCGUACAUCAAGGCUGCUGCAAGAGAUAUGAAGGCAUACAGAGACUCUAAAGGCUACCGAAAGGUGCCCGUUGGAUACUCCGCAGCAGAUAUCGCCGAGUUACGUCCUAUGCUGCAAAACUACCUCGCAUGUGGUACCAAUUCCUCUGAAAGUAUCGAUUUCUUCGGCCUGAACGCCUACGAGUGGUGCGGCGAAAAUACCAUGGUCACGUCCGGCUACAACAAACUAAACACCUUCGCCCUUGACUUAAACGUGCCUAUUUUCUUCUCCGAGACAGGCUGCAAUACCGUCAAGCCGCGCACUUUCCAGGACCAAUCUGCGAUCCUGGGUGCGGAUAUGGAGAGCAUCUGGAGCGGGGCCAUCGUCUACGAGUGGAUCGAGGAAGCCAACAACUAUGGCCUCAUCUCUUACGGAACCCCCGUUUCAGAUACCGUCCAAGCCACGAAUGUCGCCGGCGGCUUCUCCCGCGGCGGAACUCCGACGCCAGUAGCGCCCGACUUCACGAAUCUCCAAAAUGUAUGGAAGACGCUCCAACCGAUUGGAGUUGCCAGCUCCACCUACACGCCCUCUAUCACACCCCCUGCGUGCCCGACUUCGACAGCCGGGGGCUGGCUGGUCAACGGAGACGUGAAGCUACCCAGUGUAGGCCAAGUCCUGCAAGCUACGACGAGUGGCGGAUCCUUGACGGUGAGCUCGACUGGUUCUGCGACGGGGAGCGCGAGUACGCCGAGUAGUACCAAGGGCAGCGCAAAUGGUGGGAAGGAGAUUGCGGGGAUGAGCGCGGGGCUUGUGGGCGUUAUGUUGGGGUUCAUGUGGUUUUCGUAG